Coffea eugenioides is the source of this 1212-nucleotide messenger RNA. RefSeq lists its product as uncharacterized. NCBI's taxonomy places the organism in Eukaryota, Viridiplantae, Streptophyta, Magnoliopsida, Gentianales, Rubiaceae. The record is from RefSeq and is a predicted model, not a curated record. The coding region runs from base 1 to 1212 and encodes 403 amino acids. The transcript has a single exon.
AUGGACGUUAAGAAUGCCUUUUUACAUGGAGAUCUGAAAGAAGACAUUUAUAUGACUCCACCACCAGGGUUAUUCUCCACACCUUCAGGUGAUGUUUGUAAGUUGAAACGAUCACUCUAUGGUUUGAAACAAGCUCCACGUGCUUGGUUUGAUAAAUUUCGUUCCACACUUCUUGGUUUCUCCUUUGUCCAAAGCCAGUAUGAUUCUUCUUUGUUUCUUUGCAAGACAUCUAAAGGCAUUGUCAUACUUCUUGUAUAUGUUGAUGAUAUUGUUAUUACCGAGACUGAUUAUGCAUUGAUUUCUCAACUUCAAGACCAUCUUCAACGUUGUUUCCAUAUGAAGGACCUGGGUUCUUUACAGUAUUUUUUAGGUCUUGAGGUAUAUUCUAGUUCCACCGGUAUUUUCUUAACCCAGCACAAAUACAUUCGGGAGUUAAUUGCUUUGGCUGGUCUUCAAGAUGGUCGAUCCGUUGAUACCCCUUUGGAAGUGAAUGUUAAGUAUCGUCAUGAUGAAGGUGAUCUUAUCUCUGAUAUGUCUUUAUAUCGACAGCUGGUGGGUAGUCUAAACUACCUGACUAUUACUCGCCCUGAUAUCUCUUUUGCUGUUCAACAAGUUAGUCAGUUUAUGCAAGCACCUCGGCACCUUCAUUUGGCAGCUGUUCGCCACAUUGUUCGCUAUUUGAAAGGCACUUCUUCUCGUGGUCUUUUCUUUCCAGCAAACUCUCCUAUUCGCCUGAUUGCAUAUAGUGAUGCUGAUUGGGCUGGUUGUUCUGAUAUUAGACGUUCAGUUACUGGUUGGUGCAUGUUCCUUGGUACUUCUCUCGUUUCCUGGAAAAGCAAGAAGCAAGACAGGGUGUCUAAGUCUUCUACGGAGUCUGAGUAUCGUGCUAUGUCUUCUGCAUGCUCUGAAAUUGUUUGGCUCCGUGGAUUGUUAGGUGAGCUCGGGUUUCCUCAAAAAGGGUCUACACCGCUUCAUGCCGACAACACUAGUGCAAUUCAAAUUGCGGCUAAUCCAGUAUUUCACGAGCGUACCAAACAUAUUGAAGUGGAUUGUCACUCUAUUCGUGAAUCAUAUGAUGCUCAGGUCAUCUCUCUUCCACAUAUCCCCACUGAUCUUCAGAUUGUGGAUGUGUUUACUAAAGCUCUCUCCAAAAAUCGUCAUCACUUUCUUGUUGACAAAUUGAUGCUUGUUGAUCAGCCAGCAUCAAUUUGA